This is a messenger RNA of Pseudocercospora fijiensis CIRAD86, 1734 nucleotides long. RefSeq lists its product as uncharacterized. Gene Ontology annotation, molecular function: zinc ion binding; DNA-binding transcription factor activity, RNA polymerase II-specific; DNA binding. The transcript is spliced from 2 exons. The coding region runs from base 1 to 1734 and encodes 577 amino acids. NCBI's taxonomy places the organism in Eukaryota, Fungi, Ascomycota, Dothideomycetes, Mycosphaerellales, Mycosphaerellaceae. The record is from RefSeq and is a predicted model, not a curated record. Gene Ontology annotation, biological process: regulation of DNA-templated transcription; DNA-templated transcription.
AUGCCUGACUCGUCAUCCUCCUCGGCCGCACCUUCUACAACAGCGAAAAGAGCUUGCGAUGCUUGCCAUCGACGGAAAGUUAAAUGCAUUGGCGACGGCACGCGGCCUUGCAAGAACUGCACAUCAGCCGGCCUGACAUGCACGUACAACGCCAUACCUCAGAAGAAAGGACCCAAAGGUAGCAGGGCCAAGGUCAUCUCGGAGCUCAGGGAAACGCAACGACAGUCUCAGCUUGCCGCGAAACGACAUGGCUUUGAUCUUGACAGUCCGCCUCAUUCCCCGGCACACCUCAGGCAAGCCGGUCUCCUGUCCGUGAAAAUGAUGACCACAUGCCUUGAUUACUUCUUUGCGAACCUCUAUCCAACGCAGCCCAUUCUUCAUCGCCAAAAGGUGGGUGAGGUGAUAGGCCAAAUGGAGCAGAAUGUUGAGGCUUACUGUUUGGUUGUCUCAUUGUGCGCCUAUAUGAUGAUACAACCCAACAUGGUCAUUCCUCCAGAGGCCUUCGACGGCCUAGAGAUACAGCCACAGCCGAGUCUCCAACUCGGCCAUACCCUGUUGCAAGAAGCUCUGCGAGUCAGGAGAGGUUACAACUACGUUGAGAAUCCUAGCAUCUGGUCCGUAAUUACGUCCUUCUUCUUCUUCGGAUCCUACUUUUGCCUGGAUCGACAAAAUACCGCAUGGUUCCACUUGCGAGAAGCAACCACUCUUGCUCAGAUUAUGGGCAUGCAUGACGAGUCAUCAUAUCCGACCAACGACCUGAUCGAGAACUCCAGGCGACGACGCCUCUACUGGCUGCUGUUCGUGACCGAGCGCGCAUACGCUUUACAACAACACAAGCCGCUCACAUUACACGCUACCAUCAACCUUCCAACAUUGGACGAGGAUCCAGCCGAGACCGUGGAGCUGAAUGGGUUCAUCCACCUUGUACACCUCUUCAGGCCAUUUGACGACACCUUUGUUGGCUUGUGGAAUAAGGCGAGAGUGGGAUGCACGACGGAGUGGCUCGCGCGCUUGCAGCAGCAGCUCACAGAUGCACUGCCGCAAUAUCUACAAUGCACCGAGAGUCAAGCGGUUGAUCUGAGAUGCUCUCAGCAAUGGCUGCGAACCAUGGUCUGGCAAUUGUCAAUCAGCCACGGCUUCUUGAGCAGCGCUGCAGCAGACAACGCGAUGAGCUUCAAGUAUCCCAUCGAAAUCUCACGAGAUCUUGUCCACUCAGCGUCGCAAUUUUCGCAGCAGUCAAUGGAGGUGCAUGGAGUUGGUCUCAUCGAAAAGCUUUUCGAUGUAGCUUGCACAUUGACAGAUGUCAUGUCCGUCAUCCCACAGGAUCAGUACACGUUCGAAUUCGGACCACGGGAUUAUCUCAACCAGCUCAUGACAUUAAUUUCGACGCUCCGAGGCGGUCAGCAGCGGUACAUGCCUCUUUUGAUGCAGAAGAUCAAUGAUAGCAUGCCAAACACGGGCUACGCUCUUCCAGCAAUCCCGCCGAGUUUGCGAUCGGAGGAAGUCUAUGAUGGGAGCCACAGCAGCGCUCCAACAAGUCACGACUCCACGCCUUUUGGAAGCCCACUCAGCGCAGGGGCACAGCCAUUUGGCUACGGUGAAUUCUCGGUCACUAGCGCGAUACAAUAUCCGCGUACAACAGAGGCAGGACCGAUGUCGAACGAGAUCGAUUACAUCACAGCUGAGUCACACAACCUAGCAGGAAGACAGACCGAAUUCGAAACAGGCGGCUGA